Tyto alba (common barn owl) is the source of this 3650-nucleotide messenger RNA. RefSeq names its product prolactin-releasing peptide receptor-like. Gene Ontology annotation, biological process: G protein-coupled receptor signaling pathway. Gene Ontology annotation, molecular function: neuropeptide binding; neuropeptide Y receptor activity. Bases 473 to 1564 code for a protein of 363 amino acids. The transcript is spliced from 2 exons. Lineage: Eukaryota; Metazoa; Chordata; Aves; Strigiformes; Tytonidae. The record is from RefSeq and is a predicted model, not a curated record. Gene Ontology annotation, cellular component: neuron projection; plasma membrane.
ACCCCCAAACCAACCCAAACCCCACCCCGCCCCCCCCGAGGCCAGUGGGAGAAGCGAGCGAGAGCCACUGUGAGAGCCGCGGCUGCCGGCGGAGGAAGCGCAUCUCCGCGGGAGGUUGGGGCCGGGACCCCCCCGGGAGCCCCCGCGCAGGUCAGUGCGGCCCCGGGGGGGCCCCGAGCAAGUGUCGGGGUGUUCCCGGCCCCCCCGGGCUGCGGGGAGGGCGGCUCGGGAAUUAAAAUUGAAAUGAAUGAGCGGGCGGCUUCUCGGCUGCGGGGUCUGCACAUCCCGAGUGGGGUGGGAAACCAGUUCUCUCAGUUUCAUUAACGGGGCUGCCUAAUUAAUGCUGCUUUGAUUCCGCUGCGGGGAAGGAAGACUGGCCAGCUCCUGGCAAGGGGGAUGAAAAGGGCUGACGCUCUCGCCUCUGUUUGACUUCAAGGCGUGCAGAAGCACCGCCGGCCGCGGGACGAGCAGCAUGGCGCACAGUCGGCUGCCCAACGACUCCUGGCAGAACGGCUCAGCCCCUCUCUUCACCGGCCUGGACCUCCUCCUGGAGCUGAAGCCCCUCUUCAUCCCGCUCUAUACCACGCUGGUGGCAGUGGCGUGCACGGGGAACCUCUUCCUCAUCCUCCUCAUCGCGCUCACCAAGAAGCUGCACUGCACCACCAAUUUCCUGAUCGGGAACCUGGCCGUGGCCGACUUCAUCAUGUGCCUCGCCUGCGUCCCCCUCACCGUCUCCUACGCCUUCGAGGUGCGGGGCUGGCUCUUCGGGAUUUUCAUGUGCUACUUUGUCACCUUGAUGCAGGCCACCACCGUCUUCGUCUCGGUGCUGUCCCUCACCGCCAUCGCCAUCGACCGGUACGUCGUGGUGGCAUACCCCAUUCGCAGGAGGAUAAGCCGCAGGUCCUGCAUCUGCCUCGUGGCCUGCAUUUGGUUACUCUCCAUCCUGGCCUCCGUCCCCACCUCACUGCACACCCACUACUUGGACCUCAACACCAUUGGCCACGACAUGAUCAUCUGCGAAGAGUUUUGGAAGCACGAAGAGAGAGAGCGGCUGCUGUACUCGUGCUUGAUGCUCCUCUUGUCCUACAUGCUCCCACUUUUGGCGGUAUCGGUCUCCUUCUGCGCCAUCACCUACCACUUGCGGAGGAGGAACAUCCCGGGCGCUGCCUAUCCCUGCCAAGACAAAUGGACCAAAACAAAGCAGAAGACCUUCCGGGUGCUUGCCGUCUCGGUGGUGUGCUUUGCUGUCUGCUGGCUGCCCCUCCAGGUGGUGAACUUCAUCAGAGACAUCGACGAGGAGUUCGCCAUCCUGGACAAGAGGUACGUCAACGUCAUCCAGGUCUCGUGUCACCUGAUUGCCAUGAGCUCUGCCUGCUACAACCCCUUCAUCUACGCCUCCCUCCACGACAAGUUCUGGUUCCACCUCAGCAGCUACUUCUACCGCAAGAAGAAGAGCUCCAGCAUUCUGUCCUGCAAGGCUUCUCGGUUCAAUACCUGCUCCACCCUGGCAGAUGCUCCUACCGGGGCCUCAGAUAAGAUAGCUUUGCAAACUAGAUUAUUUUAACUGAAGGACCUCAAGAGACCAGUUUUGCUUUUGGACCUGGUGUGCACUUUGCUUUAGGCUGGACAGAGGAGCUGGUGGCUCGUGGUGUUAGGUUGCUGUUCCCAGGAGAGGUCUCUUGUGCCUGGCAAGGAGAGCGAGCGCAAGGGAACAAACCGAUGGGCUUUGUGUCCUCGAGGAGCAGCUCUUCUGAGCAGCUCCAGGAUGUUCUGUUCUUUGGGGAAAACAAAACAGUGCCACAACAAACACCACAGCAGGACAAUGGCAGAGUAAUUCAGAGCAGGACGUGCAGACACACCAGAGCAGCAGUAGGUGUUUCCACCUGACCCAGUUCAACCGACAGCUGGAAAGACGUGCCAAUGAAACUGCAGUUUUUCAGCUCGUUGAAACAGAAAAACAGAUGAGUAUCCAGAUUAAAGACCAGACACGCAACGAGCCCGAGGUGCUUCUCCAUAAGCCUCAGUUUUCUGAAACUCUUCCGCACAGGCACGGCUGCAGUCUGCCUCCAUUUCUGUGCUUGCUCCGUGCGCCAAGGAGCGAUGCCCAAGCCACGUCCCUGCGAGUGCCGGGGAGGUGGGGCAGGGAAGCAGGGGCUGCCUGUGACCAGCAUGUUUCCCACUGGGCUUUUACAGACCUUAUCUCCCAUCAUGGCUGGGUAUGGAGUAUGUCCCCUAUAUCUCGUACCACGGCUGGGUAUAGGGUAAACACCCUAUAUCUCGAAGCAUGGCUUGAUAUGGAAUAUAUACCCCAUAUCUUGAACCAUGGUUGCGUGUAGAGCAUAUAACCUACAUCUCACACCAUAGCUGGCAUACACCCUAUACCACGGCUCGUGGCUGGGUAUAGUAGGUGGCCAGGGCUGUAUGUGGAGCACAAAGACAUCUUCCCGUGGUUUAUUUAGGAGGUGGGCCAGCUUCUAAGCAAGACAAACACACAUCAGGUGCAUUUAAAAAAACUCUUUGGAGAGUGUACUUCUUCAUUUUAUAGGAUAAAGAUUGUUCCUAAGCAACAGAUAGCACUUUCUGCCUCUGGAAUAACACCGGCUCCCAGGUAGCAGUUAAAUUGCCGUGCGUUUUUUCUUUUAAAUUGCAGUUCAUUGUUGAAAGGACAAUAUACAUUCAAAAAUGUGCAUUCUUCAGUCACAGGCUGUGAGAGCAUGCGGCUACUGAAAGUGGAUGGCUUCUUCUGAGCAGGGGCAACUUUCAUAACCUGCUUGACUUGCUGAAGAAGUCACCUGUGUAAGCAGACCGGGGGGUCCCAGUUUCUCCAGCCAAACCAGGCAGAUUUAUCUGGGCACAUCAGUGGAAAUAUCCCUUUUCUUCAUAGCUGAGUAGGACUCAAGGGGCUGGGGCACCCAGAAAGAUCCCAAGUGAUGUGUUUGCUGGGGAAGAUGCCUCAGCCUCUGCUCUCAGGGUGGCUUAAGAUCAUAUACAUCACGUUCAGGCUCUUUCAGUGGAGGUGGGGAGAUGCCCAACUUGGUUUUAACUUCUUGAUUUUCCAGGAGGAGCCUUUGGGGACAGCCCACAGGCGCCAGUGUCACCAUAAGCACUGAAUCUCAGGCUCACGACAGCUUCUGGCCACCCAAGGCCAUGCUGUUGUGCUCUGUGGGGCUGAGCCAUGUAUCUCCCACCGCUCUCCAUGCCUGGGGACAGGACUUCAAAGCCCGUGGGUGGCACGUCCUCACCGCCGCAUGGAAGCUCUUCAUGGCGUUGGCCACCACUCAUGCUUUCAGAGAUCAGCUUGGCAUCCCCUGGUGCAGACACAGCUUGUUGGACCCUAACAGGAUCCCUACUCCACUCCCAUUAUGCCCAGGCAUGAGCUGCUGCCUGCUCACCUUCCUCCUGAGACCUUUAUGGUGGUCCUAGAAGGACCAUAUUACCUUCUGUGGUGCAGCCAGCGGAGACGGGGACCCAUCCAAUGCAAAGUGACGCGGAUGCCUGUGACCUCCGUUGCGUGUUUGCAGAGCAGGUAGCUGUGCUUCCCGCAGCCUUCCCACGGCCACGCAGGGGCCGGAUCGCUCGUCGUGGGGGAGCAGAGCAAACCAGAAGGUGCACAGCGUGUCCUUCCCUCUAAUAAAGGCUUAAAAAGCUCA